AUGGAGCUUUAUGUCAAGUGCCAGACUUUUUACCCUGGCUCAAUAACCGACACCGACAUAACAACAAUUUCCGGAGCUUUGAACAAAUGCCAAGUUCUUGAUGGAGUUCUCACUGACAAAGGCUUUGCUAUUAGUGAAUUAGCAGCUGAAAAGGGAGCAGAACACAAUCGGCCUCCGAUGAAAUCUGCCAGUCAGUUCACAGAAGGCCAAUGUGAUGAAAAUUUUAAUAUUGCUUGCCUCAGGAUCCACGUGGAGCGAUGGAUUGGUUAUCUUAGAAACUUUCGGAUUAUAAAUACUGUGUGGCCAUGUGGCAGACUGGACUUGCUUAACAGCGUAUGGAGAUUCUUGGCUCAUAUUCAGGCUAUAUCAACACUUGUGAAACCGAAAGAAAACUGCCCGAAAGCGAUAUAA
Styela clava is the source of this 411-nucleotide messenger RNA. The record is from RefSeq and is a predicted model, not a curated record. Lineage: Eukaryota; Metazoa; Chordata; Ascidiacea; Stolidobranchia; Styelidae.